This is a messenger RNA of Cynara cardunculus var. scolymus (artichoke), 1680 nucleotides long. Its product is annotated as probable pectinesterase/pectinesterase inhibitor 41. The coding region runs from base 1 to 1665 and encodes 554 amino acids. Gene Ontology annotation, biological process: cell wall modification. NCBI's taxonomy places the organism in Eukaryota, Viridiplantae, Streptophyta, Magnoliopsida, Asterales, Asteraceae. The record is from RefSeq and is a predicted model, not a curated record. Gene Ontology annotation, molecular function: pectinesterase inhibitor activity; pectinesterase activity. The transcript is spliced from 3 exons.
AUGGCUUCCACUUACAUUUCUAACCUCCUCUUCUUCUCUUCUCUCCUCCUCCUCAUAUGCUCCUCCUCCGCCCAGUCCUCCGGUGCCGCCGUCUGUAACGACACCCCAUACCCAUCUUUCUGUCGAACAUCUCUCCCGAUCAACAACUCCUCCGCCAACCUCCACGACUAUGGCCGUUUUUCCAUCCGUAAAUCCAUCGCCACCGCCACCAAAUUCUCAAACGCCAUCGAUAAAUACCUUACCACCACCUCCGGUUUGACCAUGGCUGCAAUCCGUGCACUUCAAGAUUGCCAGUAUUUGGCCCGAUUAAACGUUGACUUCCUUUCAAACACUUACCAAACAGUCAACGCCGGCCAGACCUCCCUUCCGGCAACCAAGUCGGAAGAAGAUCAGACGAUGCUUAGUGCCAUUUUGACCAAUACCCAGACGUGCAUAGAUGGCCUGCAAGCCAAUGCUGCUUCUUGGACCUCCAAAAAUGACAUCGUGGCUACCAUGCAAAAUGAUGACAAAUUGUUUAGUGUUUCACUUGCCCUUUUUAACAAAGGAUGGGGAGGUAAAAGAUCCAGUUUCGGCUUUUCGAAUAACAAACAUACCGGAUUCAAAAACGGACGGUUGCCACCUUUUAAAAUGUCUGAAGAAUCGAAGGCGGUGUUUGAGACGGUUGGUCGGAGAAAGCUUCUUCAGGCGGGUGCCGCCGGAAAUCAGGUGGUUGUAAGCAAUAUCGUGGUGGUCAGGCAAGACGGCUCUGGGAACUUCACCACCAUUACUGACGCCAUUAACUUUGCUCCCAACAAUUCUGCCUCCUCUGCCGGCUAUUUCCUGAUUUAUGUGACCGCCGGUGUGUAUGAAGAGUACGUCAACAUUCCCAAGAACAAAAAGUACCUGAUGAUGAUCGGAGAUGGUAUUAAUCAGACGGUGAUUACCGGAAAUCACAGCGUCGCCGAUGGCUGGACGACUUUCAAUUCAGCAACAUUCAUCGUGGUGGCUCCCAACUUUGUGGCGGUCAACAUAACCAUCCGGAACACCGCCGGAGCAGUAAAACACCAAGCCGUCGCAUUAAGAAACGGCGCCGACUUAUCGGCGUUCUACCGUUGCAGCUUCGAAGGGUAUCAAGACACACUAUACACACAUUCCCUCCGUCAAUUCUACCGAGAAUGCGACAUUUCCGGCACCGUCGACUUCAUAUUCGGAAACGCAGCCGUCGUGUUUCAAAACUGUAACAUGUAUCCACGGUUACCAAUGUCCGGCCAAUUCAACGCCGUCACAGCUCAGGGAAGAACCGAUCCCGGCCAGAACACCGGAACUUCGAUUCAAAAGUGUAACAUCCGGCCAGCUGAUGAUUUGGCGUCGAGCGGUGGUUCAACGAAAACGUAUUUGGGGCGGCCAUGGAAGGAGUAUUCUCGAACAGUUUACAUGCAAACUUUUAUGGAUUCGUUGAUUACUCCGGCGGGAUGGUCGAUAUGGUCCGGUGAUUUUGCAUUGAAUACUUCGUAUUAUGCCGAGUUUAAUAACUCCGGGCCGGGAUCGGAUACUAGUCAGAGAGUUACUUGGCCGGGAUUUCAUGUUAUCGAUGCUACGGUUGCGGUUAAUUUCACGGCAUCGGUUUUCAUCCCCGGCGAUGACUUUUUGCCUCAGACCGGUGUGCCUUAUGAUGGUGGGUUAUGAUCUCAUAAUUGAAUU